CAUACACCGACAGGAGUGCGGCUGUCACUUGGCAACGUCGAUACGUCGUGCCGUCCCGCUCGCACAUCGCGAUGUGUUUCCGCACGCCAUAGUUGCGAUCUUCUUUUGUCCGUGACCAUUUUGAUCACACAUCGUAAGCAAGAUCUUUUACAGAUCCAUCAGAUAACCCGUGCAUAUACAACUGCAUUGUUUGUAUAUCCAGCAUCUGGAGGACCGCCAAGAGGAUCGUUUGCCUACUGUCGUGUGAAUACAAAGCAGUCGCUUUCGGAACACACUCUGGGAAUACUACAGCCCUGUUCGUGCAGACCACUACAUCCGCUUGCUUUUCGUAACGCACCUCGGAAACCACCCUACCCCAAAUCAAAAUGACUGAAAUGGAGGACACUCACUUCGAAACCGCCGAUUCCGGCGCAUCCCAGACGUUCCCGAUGCAGUGUUCCGCGCUGCGUAAAAAUGGUCACGUAAUGUUGAAGGGACGACCCUGCAAGAUCGUUGAAAUGUCAACAUCCAAGACCGGCAAGCACGGUCACGCUAAAGUCCAUAUGGUUGGAAUUGACAUCUUCACGGGCAAGAAAUACGAGGAUAUUUGUCCGUCAACACAUAACAUGGACGUCCCAAAUGUCAAGCGCGAGGACUAUCAGCUGACAGAUAUUGACGAUGGCUUCCUUGUGCUAAUGAGCGACAACGGUGACCUGCGUGAAGAUCUGAAGAUUCCGGAAGGUGAAUUGGGUACCCAGCUGCGUGCGGAGUUUGAUUCCGGCAAAGAGAUUGUUUGCACCGUCUUGAAAUCAUGUGGCGAAGAGACUGUGAUUGCCAUUAAAAACAACACCUCAGGUGAUAAAAACUAAUACUUCGUUGCCUAUCAAAACUAUCGACGCAAGAGAGGAGAAACACAGCAAAAGGAUAUAAUCAGCAACAUCAGCAGCCGCCACAGUGACAAAACAGUAAUAAUUGGCGGUAGCAGUAGCAACAGCAGCAACAGAAGAAGCAUUUUACAGCACAUACUACUACCAGCAGUACUACAGAAACUACUACUACUCCUCUUGCACCCAGCAAGAACAUCAAAAUUCGCCACCAACUGCAGCUAGAAUAAAAAAAAAACAAACAAACAAACAAAAUCAUAUUAGCAUACCAUCUUCUGA
Messenger RNA from Anopheles moucheti, 1142 nucleotides. It is a transcript of the gene eEF5, whose product is annotated as eukaryotic translation initiation factor 5A. Gene Ontology annotation, biological process: positive regulation of translational termination; positive regulation of translational elongation. The record is from RefSeq and is a predicted model, not a curated record. Lineage: Eukaryota; Metazoa; Arthropoda; Insecta; Diptera; Culicidae. Gene Ontology annotation, molecular function: ribosome binding; RNA binding; translation elongation factor activity. The coding region runs from base 366 to 848 and encodes 160 amino acids. The transcript is spliced from 5 exons.